Molecule: messenger RNA, 3929 nt
Organism: Diceros bicornis minor
Lineage: Eukaryota; Metazoa; Chordata; Mammalia; Perissodactyla; Rhinocerotidae
Gene: CCDC13
Product: coiled-coil domain containing 13
Exons: 15
Coding region: 1-2148 (715 amino acids)
Biological process (GO): cytoplasmic microtubule organization; non-motile cilium assembly
Cellular component (GO): centriolar satellite
Source: RefSeq, a predicted model, not a curated record
AUGGCAGCGGAUGAAGGCUCACAGGACACCUUGCGGCUCCAGUUCAAGGCCAUGCAGGAGAUGCAGCACAGAAGGUUACAGAAGCAGAUGGAGAAACGGAAGGAAAAGGAACUGAGCCUCGAAAGCAGAGCCGAUGACCAAAACGAGCUCUUGGAGAUCUCCAGUGGCCUCAGCCUUCUCCAAGCUGGGGAGCAAAACUCAAAAAACAGCUUUGAGCAGAGGGUGCUUGAAGAUGAGAUUGAACAGCUUCGAGAUCAGCUCAGGGAAACAGUGGAUGAGAACGGGCGAUUGUAUAAGCUGCUGAAAGAAAGGGACUUUGAAAUCAAACACCUCAAAAAGAAAAUAGAAGAGGACAGAUUUGCCUUCACAGGGACAGCCAGUGUGGCUGGGGAUGCGAUUGCCACCAAAGUCGUCGAGCUGUCCAAAAAGAACCGGGUGCUGAUGGCAGAGUCAGAGGGUGCAAAAACCAGAGUGAAGCAGCUGAGCCAUCGCAUCCAGGAGCUGGAGCGGGAACUGCAGAUGGCCCUGGCCAGGCUGCCAGCCAAGGGGGCCGCCGAUGCAGGAGCCAAGCCACCGAGGGCCCAGAUGGGAGACAGAGCCUUGCCGGAGACCCCAGAGGUGAAGGUCUUGCGGGACAGGCUGGCGGCCACAAACCUGAAGAUGAGUGACCUCCGCAACCAGAUUCAGUCUGUGAAGCAGGAGCUCCGGAUGGCCCAGAAGGUUUUGGCCAACGAGGUUGGGGAAGAUGUGAACGUCCAACAGCUCCUGUCUUCACCAGGGUCCUGGAGGGGUCGGGCUCAACAAAUCCUCGUUUUGCAGAGCAAGGUUCGAGAGCUUGAGAAACAAUUGGGGCAGACCCGGAGCCAGCCUGCGGGCACAGCCAGUGACGAGCUGCCUGUCUACCCAGACCCAAGGAAGCUGUCAGCACAGGAGAAAAACCUGCUGAGGAUCCGCAACCUGGAAAGGGAAAAACAGGAAGGCUGGGAGAAACUGAUGGGUGAGCGGGAUGCCCUCCAGCGAGAGCUUGAAGAGCUGAAAAAAAAGUUCGAGGGCAUGAGAUCCCGGAACAAGGUGCUGUCAAGCGAAGUAAAGACCCUCCGGAGUCAAAUGGGGACCCUCGUGGAGAAGGGCAGGCAUGAUGAUGAGCUCAUCGACGCCCUCAUGGACCAGCUGAAGCAGCUACAGGAGAUUCUGGGCAGCCUGAGUCUGCAAGAGGAAAAGACACGAGCGUCCCAGCACCACCUAGACCAGCAGCUCAACAACGAGGCUCAGCGGAGCGGCAGCCUCGUCGCCCAGCUGCGGGCCCUGGUGGCUGAGCGGGAGGCCAAGGUGCGGCAGCUGGAGUCGGAGAUCGGGCAACUCAGUGUGCAGUAUCUUCAGAAUAAAGGAGUAGAUGAGGGGUCCAGUGGGCCUGAGGUCAACUCCGCCUGCACCAAGUUCCUGGAGGACUCGGGCCUGACCAAGUCCCAGGCAUCGGCAGGUGACCACAUUGGCAGGCUUGGAUCUGCUCGCUCCGUGACCAGCCUGGGCCACACGCUGGUGGAAUCUGCUCUCACAUGGCCUUCGUUGCCCAGUCCUCAUGGGGCCUCACCCAGGUUCUCGGACUCCCCAGAACAAAAAGGCUGGCAGGCACAGGUGACAGAGUUCAAGGCCCUCUGGCAGGCCGCUGAGGUGGAGCGCGACCGGCUUACUGAGUUUGUCACUGUCCUGCAGAAACGGGUAGAGGAGAGCAACAGCAAGCUCCUGGAGUCAGAGAGGAAGCUGCAGGAGGAGCGGCAACGCAGCGUGGUGCUGGAGCAACGUCUGGAGAAGAUGCGCCUGGAGCCUGGGAGGACGUCAGCUUCUCAGAAAGCAGCCCCCAGGAGCAAAACAGGUCUGCCUGCCUCUAACACCAGGCACAACCCAAAUGGGAACGAGAGAAAGGACCCAUCCUUCGCCCAGCUCUCCAGUGUGCCUGUGGAAUGCCAGAUGGAGGAGCUGACCACCAGGCUGGCCAUCCAGGUAGAGGAGAAUGAAAUGCUGAAGGCUGCUCUGGGCAGCGCCCUGCGGGGAAAAGAAGAGGACAUCCGUAUGUACCAUGAGACCCUGGGCCAGGUGAAAGGGGUCUUCCUGCAAGCCCUGCGGCAGCAGAAGGCUGACAAGCACUAGGAUGGCGGCCCAGUGUCAGCCUGGCUGGACGGGGCCACCUCAUGCCUUGAGAGGACAAGGCUCUGUCUGAGGACUCCAUCUGCUUCUGGAUGCCAAUCUGAGGCAGCCAGCUCAGCCCCUUCUCCCAGAAGAGGCUCUCCAAAGGGAACCAAAGCCAACAUCUCAGGCCAAGAGAGCAAAAGAGGAGCCCUGGUGGAGCCCUGGAGGAGACCCUGGGCAGGCUUGGCGACAGCAGGGGAGGGGACCCACCAGCCUGCUCGGGAUCAGCGAGAGCUCUGGGACAACAAACCAGCUGUGAAUAGACAGAUGCAAUCCCUUGAGCAGGUGCCCAUUGCCCUUGUCCUAGGGCCUAGCUGGGGGCCACUGCGUGCCCGCACCACUCCACAUGCACAGGAUUGCCCUCUGUGCUCCAGGCUGGGCGCAUCCCCCAGGCCACCCAGCCCCAGCCCACCUCCCUCACCAGAGCAUCCCCACAUCCCACUCCCCACCCUUGGCUCCAUCUGUGGCCGUCCCCACCCUCCACAGACUUGGAGGCAGCACGCUCCCAGUCACCUUGUCAGCCCACUCCUGAGAGCUCCUCCUCAGAUGCAGACCCUCAGACUUGUAAUAAUAAUGAUUAUUCUCAUAAUCACCACAGCUCCCAGUGAGUGAGCAUCUACUGCGGAAAGCUGGCCCCAUCUAGUCCUCUAGUAGCCCAGGGGAUUGUCACCCUAUUUUCAGAUGGACAAAUUGAGUCUCACAGAAAGAUGCUGAGCUAAUAUUUAACCCUAGCCUGCCUGACUCCAAAAGCCGGGGCCCUCCAGUUGAGCAGAUUACCCAGGGCAGGCAUACCCACCCCACUGCUGGGCAGUUCUGCCCCCAGCCAGCUGCUCCAAGAGGCACCUCCUUUUGCUUCCAGAAGAUGACAGCUGGUGGGUGCUGCUGGCAGAGCGCAGAGGUCGGGCUGGGCUGCAGCUUUGGACAGGAGGAUUUUGAGGCAGUGAGUCCAGGCGAAGGUGCGGUGCGCCUCCCUCACUGCAGCCCAGGGGUGAGGUAGGACGGCUGCUGCAGGAGGGCCCCCAGGCCCCUCUGUGACUGUGGCACUGUCACCCCUCUUGACUGCAUUACUGCCAUGGGGAGGGGUGGCUCCAAGGAGAGUCAUCCGUAGCCACACACCCCUACCCCAGACACCUGGCCACACCUGUGCACACACAGGCCCACACAAAGACACAGAUGCACACAAAUACUGAGACUCAGGAGCAUGCAGCCAUACGUGUACACACACACGCCCACAGUGCAGACUCCACACUCACAGGCCCCUCCACACAGGUGUGUGCGCACACAUGCAUGUGUGUGGAUGUAGACAUGUGAAGACCAGUCACUUGUGUCACUCGUGCAGUGACUCACAGAUGCAGUGCACAUGCUGUGAAAACACCUCUUCCCCAGAGGAAGCUGCCUGGGCCUUCUGCUCAAGCCCUUCCUUAGGGACGGGGCUGUGAAGGGACUCCGUGCUGGCCCCCACUCAGGGAGCCCCUGACCCUGCAUGGGGUGACAGGUCUAGAGAUCCCCCGGCGAGGUGUCGUGAAAGCCAUCAGGACAAAGCAGUGAUUCUCAUGGGGUCCUGAGGGUCCCUGGGAAGGAGGAGUUUUUCUCUGAUCCCUUGUGAAGGGAAAUGGCCAGGCAGAGCCCGAGACAGCAAGAGGGCCUGUGCUGGGAGGGGACAGUGUGUGACAGCAAGGAGUGGGCAGAGUCAGCACCUUCUCCUGCAGGCGCUGGGGGGCCCCAGAGGGUGAUCUGACUGU